UUUACAAGCCGCUGUAAAGGGGGCAGCUGCCUGCCUUGGCGUGGCCGGGGGCUUGGCAGGCAUCAGGGGAGAAGGGCACAUUUUCAGGCUUUCUGAGGCCCUCGCCCAGCUGGAGGACACCAGCCUGUAACUACGGGAACCCCAGGAAAACAGAGGGCUCUAGAGGCCACGGGCACGAUGCUUCGGGUCCUGGUUGGGGCCGUCCUCCCCGCAAUGCUGCUGGCCGCCCCGCCGCCCAUCAACAAGCUGGCCCUGUUCCCGGACAAGAGCGCCUGGUGUGAGGCCAAGAACAUCACCCAGAUCGUGGGCCACAGCGGCUGUGAGGCCAAGUCCAUCCAGAACAGGGCGUGCCUAGGACAGUGCUUCAGCUACAGCGUUCCCAACACCUUCCCGCAGUCCACCGAGUCCCUGGUUCACUGUGACUCCUGCAUGCCGGCGCAGUCCAUGUGGGAGAUCGUGACCUUGGAGUGCCCCGGCCACGAGGAGGUGCCCCGGGUGGACAAGCUGGUGGAGAAGAUUCUGCACUGUAGCUGCCAGGCGUGCGGCAAGGAGCCGAGCCACGGGCUGAGCGUCUACGUGCAGGGCGAGGACACGCCGGGCUCCCAGCCGGGCACCCGUCCCCACCCCCACCCUGGAGGGCAGACCCCUGAGCCCGAGGAUCCCCCCGGGGCCCCACACGUGGACGAAGAGGGGGCUGAGGACUGAGGCCCCAACUCUUCCUCCCCUCUCGUCCCCUGUGGAAUGUUGGGUCUCACCCUUGGGGGAGCGGUGGGGAGAAAGGCUGGAGCCCCCCUUUGGCACUGGAUGGACUUGGAUUCAGACUUGGACUUGGAAUGCUUUCCGGUUGCCAUGGAGAUCUGAAGGGAGGGGUUGGGGCCAAGCUGCACAAUUUAAUAUAUUCAAGAGUGAGGGGAGGUAGCAGAGGUCUUCAGGGUUCUUUUUCGGAUGGGGGGUGGUUUUCUUCCUUUCUGCCUCCUAGAGAUGUGCCUUCGGGAGGGGAAGAGGUUGGCUAAGCUGCUUAGGUGGGUGUGAGGUCCUCACCGCCCCUGGUGGGGCAGGGCCCCUGGGGUGCAGAUGGUGGAGCGGGGG
Molecule: messenger RNA, 1089 nt
Organism: Odobenus rosmarus divergens (Pacific walrus)
Lineage: Eukaryota; Metazoa; Chordata; Mammalia; Carnivora; Odobenidae
Gene: NBL1
Product: neuroblastoma 1, DAN family BMP antagonist
Exons: 4
Coding region: 178-705 (175 amino acids)
Biological process (GO): animal organ morphogenesis
Molecular function (GO): BMP binding; receptor ligand activity
Source: RefSeq, a predicted model, not a curated record